UCAAGACUGUUCUAUCACAAGUAGGGGGUCGUUUUCAUAGUUUAGCAGGCUACACUUAUAUAGGCUACAUUGUAUGUUAGGUGCAGGUGUGGAUUGCCCAUUGAAAUCACCACAUCUAUAACACUGCCCUGUAGGCCUGCAAUUGUUGUCUUUAAAUGGUGAGGUGGGUAGGAUAUUUUACCCACACGGUCCUUGCUGAAGCCAUAUAGCGCCCCUGUUUUUGAAGUGGUAUAGUCCUUAGUCCUGGAUUGACUGCGUCUUGCUUAUUCCUGCACAGAGCCUGAGAAUGAGGUGGAACGCGGUUUGAGAAUGAGAUGGACUGAACUUCUAUAAAUGUCCGUUUUAUUAUUCGGAAAUGGCCUUGACGUUGAGUUGGAUACUUUUAAUGUUUUUCUUUGCGUUGAGCUGUAAUGGUGUUGACGUGCUGGUGCGAGAGAACAAGAAGUUCGCCACGCUCUUCCAGUCGGUGGUGCUCCCGUGUCAGUACUCCACGCCCUCCACCCAGAAGGCCGUGGUGCAGUGGUGGUACAAGUCCUACUGCACAGACCGCACGCGCGACUCCUUCUCCUUUCCCGAGUCCCUGGGGGUCCGCGCCUCCGAGCUGGGCUCCAAGUCCCAUUUGGAGUGUGCAGACAGCACCCGCACCGUCCACAUCGUGGCCUCCGGACAGGGGGCCUCCCAGACGCUGUCGCCACAGUACAAGGGAAGAGACAUCUCCAUCAUCAACCAGGCGGACUUGCGCAUCGGAGAGCUGCAAUGGGGAGACAGCGGCGUGUACUACUGCAAGGUGGUCAUCGCCGACGAUGUAGUGGGCCAGAACGAAGCGUAUGUGGAGCUCCUUGUAAUGGGUAGGACAGGUGAGCUGGACGAUAUCCUGCCUGAGUUUGAUAUGGAGAUAAUGCCAGAGUGGCUGUUUGUGGGGGCUGUAGUGCUGGGCAGCAUCCUCUUCCUGUUACUGGUGGGCAUCUGCUGGUGCCAGUGUUGCCCUCACUCCUGCUGCUGUUACGUGCGCUGCUGCUGCUGUCCAGAAACCUGCUGCUGCCCACGCCAUCUGUACGAGGCAGGAAAGAUGAUCAAGAGCACCCAGCCCACCCCCAUCCCCAUGUAUGCCCCCUACUACCUGCCUGGCGUCCCCACCAUCGUCCCCCAGCCCUCCCUCUCUGUAAUCGAGCCCAAGAUGGCCUCCGUCCCCCCGUCUGUGGACCACAGCGGCCCUGGAGUGCGCAGUGGUUAUCGACUCCAGUCAAGUCAGGGUCAGGACUCUAUGAAGGUUGUGUACUACAUAGAGAAGGAGCUUGCACAGUUCCAGCCCACCCCGAUGACAAACCAUAAAUCUGCUGGAAGUGUAUCAGAAUUAAGCUCUCUGCACGAGGGCGAUACAGAUUUCCGGCAGACCUAUCGGCAGGUGCAGAGGAAAGCUCUUCCACCAAUCAGUGACUUUGAUGAUGAGCCGCGUGUCCGGACGGGUUCCACCUCCCAUGGACACCGGUCCACACGCUACCCCAGCAACCACUCAGAGGAGCACCAUGAUGGCAGGUGGAACCCUCGCUCGGAGCACUUGCAGAGGAAGGCCUUCGGCACCAGGGGACGCACUGGCUCUCUGGACGAGCUAGAAGAGUUUGCCAGGUCCUACGGGGAUCAUGGCCGCCGGGGCGAGGCCAGAGACCUUGAGCGCGACUACGACCUGGAGCUGAGGCCACGGGACAACUAUCCGACCUAUCGGGCCGGCUCGCCGAGGCGCUACCGGGAUGAUGACGGCGGUGGCAGCGGUGGCUGGCACAGCCGUCAUAGCCCACCGCCGUCGCCGCGGAAGCGGCGGGACACGGCCGACAGCGAGCGGCGCGGGCCCCGCAGCAACUCCUACGACGACACGUUCCUGAACGCGCUGCUGGAGCGCAAGGCCCGGGGCGGGAGGGGGGCGCGGGGGGAGGGGGACGACAGUGACACGCCCUCCAAGGGCAGCUCCAAGAAGAGCAGCGACUGCUACUACAGCCGCUCGCCCAGCAACAGGCCUGAGGAGGAUGACCCGUUGCCUCCGUACACGGAGCUGGUGCUUGAGCGGAACCGGGCCCUCAGUCCACCCAAACCGCCUGAUCGCUACCGGACUGUGGACCCCAGUACGCAGCCUUUCUCGUACACGCGGCCCGCUAACGGGCAGAGCAUGGCCCACACCUUGCAGGAGCGGCGUGAUGACCGUGACAAGUCCAGGAAAGUGAACACUCAUCUAAGCAGAGACUCUCUCAUAGUAUGACUCCACCAGAGAAGCUUGCGGGCGCAAAGCGCCAGUCACACACAGCAGACUAACUAAGCAGCAGAUACGCCAAUCUGCCCAAGAUCCAGCGAUCAGACUGACUGAGAGGAAAAUAACUGGAUAACUUACCCAGAGGACACAAGGAUUGUGUGUGUGUGUGUGUGUGUGUGUGUGUGCACGUGUGUGCACGCGCUCGCGCACCUAUGUGUGUGUGUGCGUGUGUGUGUCAAUAUACAUAAGUGUGCAUAUGCACAUGUAUUUUACAUAUGUUACCUAACCUGACUAAGUGCCGUGUGUGUGUGUGUAAGAGAGUGGUAAGAUGUGCAACCCUCCUAGCCCACUUACCAUCUCCUUGUCUUCUUGAAGUCAUGCCUUUAUAUGUCCCCGAAAAAAGGAACAGUCUAAUGAUUGUGAUUGUUUUCUUUUUCAAUCUGUACAAUGACCAUGCUGCAUCCAGUUACAGCUUACAGUUACACACUGCAAGGGAGCAGUAGUCACGUAAUGGGCUGUGUUACAACAGCACAUUAUUGUGUGGACUUAACUGUGGAGCUGUUCUGUGCUGUCGCUUCUCUAGCAGCUGAGUGUCACCUACACUCUUAAAACGAAUGUGUUGAAAACAACACAACUGGCGUUGUUUUUUUUAACACAUCUCUGUGUCCAGAUAGGGACAACACAUUUCUUUUAAGAGUGUACAAGUUUAUUUCUUUUUAUGUACUGUAAGUGCACACCAUUGCCUUUUAAGUGUUCUAAAUUUGCACUAUAGUGUAGUAUUACUGAUACAGAGUUAAUCAGUUGGCCCACACGGGUUGGCAGUUCAAAAAGGUGCCAUUCUUUUGUAUGUAUUUGUAUUUCAUAAUGUUUGCCAUUAUGAUGUUUUUGAUAUAAACAUGCUCUCUAUUUUA
This is a messenger RNA of Alosa sapidissima (American shad), 3153 nucleotides long. RefSeq names its product immunoglobulin-like domain containing receptor 2 (gene ildr2b). Gene Ontology annotation, cellular component: membrane. The transcript is spliced from 10 exons. The coding region runs from base 356 to 2251 and encodes 631 amino acids. Gene Ontology annotation, biological process: pancreas development. Lineage: Eukaryota; Metazoa; Chordata; Actinopteri; Clupeiformes; Clupeidae. The record is from RefSeq and is a predicted model, not a curated record.